AUGGAGAUCUCCGAGGAAGAGGACCCGGUAGACUCCCAGGUCUUGGACUACCAGUCGCUUCAGACCAUCACCAGAAUCGCCUCUGACCUGCGAACACGCACCUUAUCCGUCUCUGCCGCCUCCCAUCCCAAUAGACCGCCGGGAACCGUGGGGGAGGAGGACAAGGAAGACCCCCUGCUGGAUCCCAACAGUCCGGAUUUCGACCACUACCGAUGGGCCCAGAUGACCCUCAUGUCGGCGCAGGAGGCAGGCAUCACCAUGCAGGGCCAGGGCGUCGCCUUCUCCAACCUCUGCGUCUCGGGCUCCGGCGCCGACCUACGCUACCAGGAGACCGUCGUCUCGACCUUGACGCUGCCCUUCCGCCGCGCUGCCAGGACACUGUUGGGAACCCGCCAGGCGUCUGCCACCCGGCGGCGACGCAUUCUGAAUGGCUUUGACGGCUUGCUGCAGAGUGGCGAGCUGUUGCUCGUGCUCGGGCGCCCCGGCAGUGGCUGCUCGACCUUCCUCAAGACCCUGUGUGGCCACCUCGGCGGCCUCACUCUCGAGCCGCAGAGUCAGAUUCACUACCAGGGCAUCGGUUACGACCACAUGAUCAAGCAGUACCGUGGCGAGGUGGCCUACAACCAAGAGAUCGAUGAACAUUUCCCCCAUCUGACCGUCGGCCAGACCCUCUCCUUUGCCGCCGCCGCUCGCGUACCGGGCCAGCGCAUCGAGGGUCUCUCUCGCCCGGAAUACGUCGACCUCAUCGUCAAGGUCGUCAUGGCCGUCUUCGGCCUCACACAUACCUUCCACACCAAGGUCGGGGACAACUUCGUCCGCGGGGUCAGUGGAGGCGAGCGCAAGCGGGUCAGCAUCGCCGAGAUGUUCCUCUCCCGCGUCCGCAUCGGCGCCUGGGACAACAGCACCCGCGGUCUCGACGCCGCCUCGGCCUUGCAGUUCGUCAAGGCGCUGCGCGUCUCCGCCGACCUGUCCCGGUCCUGUCAUGCCGUCGCCGCCUACCAGGCCUCCCAGUCCAUGUACGAUCGCUUCAACAAGGUCAUCCUGCUCUACGAGGGCCGUCAGAUCUACUACGGCCCCGUCGACCGCGCCGUCGACUACUUCCAGGCGAUGGGCUGGAAGCGGGAGCCCCGUCAGGUCGCCCCGGACUUCCUGACCGCCAUCACCAACCCGGCAGAGCGACAGCCCCGGCCCGGAAUGGAGGGCAAAGUCCCCCGCACCCCGGCCGAGUUUGCCGAAUACUGGAAGCAGAGCCCCGAGUGCAAGGAUCUCCACCGGCAGAUCGCCCAAUAUCAGGAAGCCCAUCCGAUCGGGGGCGAGGGCGCCCAGAGGUUCCAGGCAAGCCAUGUCGACCAGCAGGCCCGGCACACGCGACCGACCAGCCCCUAUCUGCUCUCCGCGCCCAUGCAGGUCCGCUUGUGCCUGCGCCGAGCCUUCCAGAGACUCCGCAACGAUCUCCCCACCGCCAUGUCGACGGUCAUCGUCCAGGUCGUUCUCUCCCUCAUCAUCGGAUCCAUCUUCUACAACUCGCCGGACGACACCAGCGCCUUCUUCGAAAAGGGCGCCGUCCUCUACAUGGCCGUCCUCAUGAAUGCCCUCAUCACCGUCAACGAGAUCAUGAUGCUCUACAGCCAACGGCCCAUCGUGCAAAAACAGGUCCGCUAUGCAUUCGUCCACCCCUUCACCGAGGCCCUCGCCAGCAUCCUGUCCGAUCUCCCCAUCAAACUCGCCCGCUGCUCCAUCUUCAGCAUCAUCCUCUACUUCAUGGCCAACCUCCGCCGCGAGCCCUCCCAGUUCUUCAUCUUCUACCUCUUCCUCAUCACCACCAUCCUCACCAUGUCAGGCAUCUUCCGCAGCCUCGGCGCCCUCACCAAGACCAUGGGCCAGGCGAUGGGUCUCGCCGGCCUCACCAUCCUCUCCUUUGUCGUCUACGCCGGCUUCGCUUUGCCUCAGACCUACAUGCACCCGUGGCUCUCCUGGAUCCGCUGGCUCAACCCCGUCUACUACAGUUUUGAAUCUCUCGUCAGCAAUGAGUUUCACGGCCGUGAGUUCACCUGCUCCGCCGUCAUCCCUCCCUACGCCAAGGGUGAUUCAUUCAUCUGCUCGGCCGUCGGUGCCGUGGCCGGCCAGAUGACCGUGUCCGGGGACCGUUUUAUCGAGCAGAACUAUGGAUACACCUACGCGCAUAUCUGGCGCAACUUUGGCAUCCUGCUGGCCUUUAUGCUCUUCUUCACAUGCCUCUACCUCUUUGCGUCCGAGAUGAACACCGGCGGCGAGUCCAAAGCGGAGGCCCUGGUGUUUCGCCCCGGUCACGCGCCCCGCCAUCUUCAGGAUACCAAGGACGUGGAACGGCCGCCGUCGGCGGAUGCUGCCGCCCGCAGCCCAGAGGCUCUCCUCGAGGCACAGAUGAGAAAUCUGCCCCCCCACCAGGAUACCCUGAUGUGGAAGGGCCUGCAGUAUGAGAUCCCCGUCAAAGAGGGUACCCGUCGAUUGCUCGACAACGUCAAUGGCUGGGUGAAACCGGGCACGCUCACCGCGUUGAUGGGGGUCUCGGGAGCGGGCAAGACCACCCUGCUCGACGUCCUCGCCCAGCGAGUCUCCCUCGGGGUGGUCCAGGGUGACAUCCUGGUCAACGGCAAGGCAUUAGAGUCCAGUUUCCCCCGCCGAACGGGUUACGUCCAACAGCAAGACCUGCACCUGGAAACCACCACCGUCCGCGAGGCGCUUCGCUUCAGUGCGGUGUUACGACAGCCGCGGUCCGUCUCCAUCACAGACAAACACCAAUACGUGGAGGAGGUCAUCCAUAUGCUCGGCAUGGAAGACUUUGCCGAGGCUGUCGUCGGCUCCCUGGGAGAGGGCCUGAAUGUCGAGCAGCGGAAACUGUUGAGCAUCGGGGUGGAGCUUGCCGCGAAGCCUACCCUACUGAUCUUUCUGGAUGAACCCACCAGCGGUCUGGAUUCGCAAAGCUCCUGGACCAUCUGCGCCCUCCUUCGGAAGCUGGCGGACCACGGGCAGGCGGUGUUGGCCACCAUCCACCAGCCCAGUGCCCUGCUCUUUCAGUCCUUUGAUCGCCUGCUCUUCCUCGCGCAGGGAGGGCGAACGGUCUACUUUGGCGACAUUGGGGCCGAAUCGCAGACGCUGCUCGACUACUUUGUGCGCAGUGGCGCCCGCGCCUGCGAGGAACUGGAGAAUCCCGCCGAGUACAUUCUCGAGAUGGUCUCGGGUAACGGUGCCCCCGGUGUCAACUGGGUGGACACCUGGAACCAAAGCGUGGAACGCAAGGAGGUGCUGGAGGAACUAGACCGGUUGCUCGCGCUGUCAACCACCUCCUCUACUACUACUACUACUACUACUACCACCCCCGGCGAUGACGACAUCGUACGUGAAGACUACGACCGUGAAUUCGCGCUGCCGCUGUAUGCACAGUUCCGGUAUGUGGCGGCACGGGCCUUUCAGCAGUACUACCGUCAGCCUGAGUACAUCCUCGCCAAGUUUCUGCUGGGUAUCUUCGCUGGUCUCUUCAUCGGGUUCUCAUUCUGGAAGGCCAACGACUCGGAGCAAGGGUUCCAGAACGCGCUGUUCAGCAUUUUUCUCAUGUGCACCAUCUUCUCCAGUCUGGUCAACCAGAUCAUGCCCAAGUUCGUGCUGCAACGCUCGCUGUACGAAGUCCGCGAACGGCCUUCGCGCGUGUACUCGUGGAAGGUGUUCAUCCUGUCGCAGGUGCUGGUCGAGAUCCCCUGGCAGGUCCUGUUGGGCAUCUGCGCCUGGGCCUGUUUCUUCUUCUCGGUGUUUGGGGUCGACGGCAGCUCGCAGACCCAGGGCUUGGUCUUGCUGUUCAUCGUUCAAUUCUACAUCUUCGCCUCGACCAUGGCGCAGCUGGUGAUCGCCGCAAUCCCCGUCCCCCCGCUGGCCGGCAUGCUGACCAUCCUGAUGUUCGGUCUGUCCUUCAUCUUCAACGGCGUGCUGCAGCCGCCCAGUGCACUGCCUGGAUUCUGGAUCUUCAUGUACCGCGUGUCACCCUUUACCUACUACAUCGGGGGCAUUGCAGCCACCGCGCUCCACGGCCGCUCUGUGCAAUGUUCCCCGAGCGAGAUGAGCGUCUUCAACCCGCCGUCUGGCGAGACCUGCUACCAAUACCUGGAACAGUACCUCGAGGCGACCGGGGUCGGCACCCUGUCCCGCCCAAAUGCGACGUCCAACUGCGAGUACUGCUCCAUGUCGUCCGCCGACGAGUACCUGGCGGAGCGCAACAUCUACUACUCGCAGCGCUGGCGUAACUACGGGCUCUUCUGGUGCUACUGUGUCUUCAAUGUGGCGGGCACAGUCCUGCUGUACUAUCUCUUCCGCGUCCGGGUGUGGAGGAGGAAGAAGUGA
Messenger RNA from Penicilliopsis zonata CBS 506.65, 4371 nucleotides. RefSeq lists its product as hypothetical. Bases 1 to 4371 code for a protein of 1456 amino acids. Gene Ontology annotation, biological process: transmembrane transport. Gene Ontology annotation, molecular function: ATP binding; ABC-type transporter activity; ATP hydrolysis activity. The transcript has a single exon. Gene Ontology annotation, cellular component: membrane. The record is from RefSeq and is a predicted model, not a curated record. NCBI's taxonomy places the organism in Eukaryota, Fungi, Ascomycota, Eurotiomycetes, Eurotiales, Aspergillaceae.